GGGUGAAGGAGGAGGUGGGAUGUUGGCUGGAAGUGUUACAGCCAAAUAGUUUGAGUAGACACUCUUUUGCUUCCUGCCCGCCCGCCUGCCUCGCUCGCUUUGCUCUGCGGCUGAGAGAGAGACGCUGAGAGAGAAAAUCCCUGUCUAGGCAUGGACCUCUGGCUGCGGUGCUCGGCGGCUCGCGAGGAAUGACAACAGCUCACAUGGUCAUUAACUCCUCUCGCCGGGGCUGAAGGGAGAACCGCACCGGAGCCAACGGGUGCCUCGUGUGUUUGGGACUAAGACAGAAGCACACAGCGGCGCUCCGGGAAACGGAUAUACCGAGAUCAGACAGAAAGUGCCUUUUGAGUUAACAUCCCUACUUGAAGACUUGGUCCGAAGAGCUCCGGAUAUUCCUCUGCGGUCUCUGCCGGUCACAGCUUCAAAUCCCACCUGGUUUGUCCUUGUCUGUGCUUUUUGUGCGAGUUAAAGCUGACGCCGAACCUCUCCACCGCUGGCCAGGGUGCCAAAGCUUAAAGGCGCUUCGAAGGGAAGAGCUGCACACUUUUGUGCUGUCCUAAAAUGUGCCAUUGUACCUGAAAAUAGGGCCACCUUUGCUCCCCAAACACCCACCCCACCCACCCCCUUCGAAAGAGAUCAUCACUCAUAAAAAGGACAUUUUGGGGACAGUAGUGUGACCAAGACAUGCAUGACCCCUCUGCCUCGCCAGAGGUCUGCUCUUGAGAUUUACUGAUUGAUGAUGAUUGAUGAAUGUGCUUGACUGACAAACUUCCACAACACAGUUGUUCAUCCCAUGCUCAGGUUUCUCCACCAGAUUUUCUGUCUUUUUUUUUUUUUUGUCCGCAAGGACAAAACACCUCCGCUGACCUGAGGCAGAGUAUUUUUAGCUGCAUGUUCCACCGGUUUUACUUUUGAUUUCACGUGUUUUUAACCCGGAGCUCUGUGUCGAAGCACCUCCUCUUCCCCGAACCGAGUGGCUCCCUCUCCUUCCUCCAGCCCCGUGGCCAUCAGACCCCCUUCGACAUGGCUCUAAACAUAGCCUCAAUACGGGACACAAAAUGGCUGACCCUGGAAGUGUGCCGACAGUUUCAGCGAGGGACGUGUUCGCGCAGUGACGAGGAAUGCAAAUUCGCCCACCCACCCAAAAGCUGCCAGGUGGAGAACGGGAGAGUGAUCGCCUGCUUUGACUCGCUAAAGGGACGCUGCACGCGAGAGAACUGCAAAUACCUCCACCCUCCGGCUCACCUGAAGACCCAGCUGGAGAUCAACGGCCGGAACAACCUGAUCCAGCAGAAGACGGCGGCCGCCAUGUUGGCUCAGCAGAUGCAGUUCAUGAUCCCCGGAACAACCAUGCAGCCCGUGCAGACGUUUCCGGUCAGCCAGGGCCUUGGAUCCAGCGCAGGCUUGAGCUACACGCCUUACCUGACCCCGAUGUCCCACAGCAUGGGCCUGGUCCCCACAGACAUCCUGCCCAGCACUCCCGUCAUCGUCCCCGGCAGCCCACCCGUGUCAGUGACGGCAGGUUCCUCCUCCAACCAGAAACUCCUGCGUGCCGACAAACUGGAGGUCUGCCGUGAGUUCCAGCGGGGCAACUGCGCCCGCGGCGAGACGGACUGCCGCUUCGCCCACCCGAGCGACAGCCCCAUGAUCGACACCAGCGAUAACACGGUCACCGUGUGCAUGGACUACAUCAAGAGCCGCUGCUCCCGCGAGAAGUGCAAGUACUUCCACCCCCCGGCCCACCUGCAGGCCAAGAUCAAGGCGGCCCAGCACCAGGCCAACCAGACGGCCGUGGCCGCACAAGCUGCAGCCACGGCUGCAGCCAUGACUCAGUCGACUGCCAAAGCAAUGAAGCGACCCCUCGAGGCAACUGUAGACCUGGCGUUCCCCCACGGCGUCCUCCAGCCGCUACCAAAGAGACCAGCACUUGAGAAGAGCAACGGAGCCAGCUCUCUGUUCAACCCCAGUGUUUUGCACUACCAGCAGGCGCUGGCCAACGCACAGCUCCAGCAGCCCGCUUUCUUUCCCACAGGGUCAGUGUUGUGCAUGACCCCUGCUAGCAGUCUUGAUCAUCCUGAAGUGAGCGUCACCAGGGAAACGGAGUGUCACGAAGCUGCACUAGGAAGCCCAAAACAGCCCCUCUGUAAAUACUACCUUGCCUCUCCCAUAGAGGUCCAGCAACCUGCAUGCUAAGAGUGUAACACUUCAAUUUAACCACCAGAACUGCAGAGCCGCUGUAACACACACACACACAUUCACAUUGAAAAUAAAAGAUAUACACACAUAUAUAUUAUAUAUAUAUAUAUAUCCACAUAUAUAUAUAAAAUACUGUAUGUAUUGCUAGAAAACAGAAUAUGAACAUGAAAAAGUCACAAAUAUUCUUAUGUAUCAGUGCAGACACACUAUAGAUACAGUGGAAUAUCAACUCUUGGAUAUUUAUUUUAGAACUUCAGAGCAGCGUUCACCCCGACAGCCACACCUUCACGUCCCCUUUGCUGUUUCAAACGAUAGCCUGCCCCAGACACCUGACAUUUUCUGCCCGGAAACAUCUGUCGCCAUUAGAGCGCCAGGCGCUCGUUCCGUUUUUAUUUUUGCCAUCGCCCCCGUCGCUGCAGAGUCGACCCGCUCGCCCUUUAUUUGCCGUGAGUUCAGCUUGUUCGCAAUGCAGUCCGGACUGGAGAAGCUUGACGAGACUCGGGCCUGCGCCAAGGGCUCGACAGAAGCUGGAGGGGUUAGCUUCAGUCAUACCAAGCCUUUUGUGUGUGUACGUGCGACUGUGUGCGUUGUGUGUGUCGUUGUCAGGAAACUGAUGGUCUGCCGGCAGACUGCGACUUUAAGCGAGGACUUGCAACUCCAGGCCUGAUAAAAGGGGAUUUUUUUUUUUUUUUUUUUUUUUAGAACCGGGGGACAUGUGAGGGACUUAAGUGCUAAAUCUAAACAUAAAAACAAACAACAACAAAAAGUUUGAAAAAAAAAACAACAAAAAAAAAAAACAAAGAAAACGGUGCAUUUGACGACACUCGUCAAGCAAAAAGAUGACUUGAACUUUGAACUGGAGGGCUAUCUGUGACCGUCGGUUGUCCUGUCCAACCCUACUAUCACCGAUAAUCCUGUUUCCAUUUUAGAAAACUUGUAGAAGUGCCUCAAAAAAAAAAAAUUAAAAGAAGCUCAUCGACGACACAUAAAGCAUCCAGGGUGUGGAUCACUAAGAGUCACAAAAAACCCCCCCACUGGCUGUUAAAUCCAUACGGACUCUUUUCGGGGAAAGACAUUACACGUCGCAUUGCCGGUCGGGGUGAGGGUUGGGGGACAACUUCCCCGGCAACGGCUCAUUUUACAUCACAAGUGACUUCACUGCAAGGAGAGAAUUUCAAGGAUCGACAAAUCAAAACUAGCAUUGUAGAAUGUUUGGUGACGUUUCACGGUGUAUCCGUCGUUUCUUACAUCGGUUUCAGUAGUUUACAUGAGGAAAGUGAGUGAGAAAAACAACGUAUUGUAAACUGUGUAAUGUAUGUAAAGUGUCUGUUAUUUUGACAGUUUCUAUUCACGGUUCUAGAAAAAUGUAUUCAGACUUAUUUAAAGAAGUUGUGUUGUGUCUACUAUCAAGGUGUGUUUGACCCUCCGCCUCCUGCAACAAGUGUUCAUUUUUCAAGGCCAAGACAAGAAAAAUAUCAUUUGGAUUUGAUUUCUUUUUUUCUUUUUCUUUUUUUCUUGAAGUUUUUCUCCAUUUGAUCAAAAAUUCUGAUGUAAUCUCAUGGUGCUUGAUCAACACUGACAAUCCACAAUCGAAACACUUUGUUUUCAUGCACUUUGUGACCUGUAUGUACACCGUAGCAACAAUGAUGUAAUAAUGGCCAAUAACUGGAUUUAGGUCAUUUUAAACAUAAUAUUGUUGUGAUGCAUUUGAGCCAAUAACCCAACAUAACACCUUAUGUCAUCCAGCAUAAGUGUUUAUAAGUGAAUAACAAAGCAACUGGGAAAAAUUGGCUUUAUUUGCGAUAAUUGUAGUCCUGUUUAUGCAGGUAUUGUCGCCCCACAAGAAAACUCCCAACGUAGGAUUCUUGACACCUAAAAGGUUCCCUACAGAAAAAAAAUUGCUAUAAAAAUGAUAUAAGUGCUAAGUUUGACUCUAAUCAGAAAGCGUUCAUUUUCAACGAUUUCUUACAUUUUUCUCAUUAAAUUAAA
Poecilia latipinna (sailfin molly) is the source of this 4185-nucleotide messenger RNA. It is a transcript of the gene mbnl2, whose product is annotated as muscleblind-like splicing regulator 2. Gene Ontology annotation, cellular component: nucleoplasm; cytoplasm. The transcript is spliced from 9 exons. The record is from RefSeq and is a predicted model, not a curated record. Bases 1024 to 2193 code for a protein of 389 amino acids. Gene Ontology annotation, biological process: regulation of RNA splicing. Gene Ontology annotation, molecular function: metal ion binding; RNA binding. Lineage: Eukaryota; Metazoa; Chordata; Actinopteri; Cyprinodontiformes; Poeciliidae.